Molecule: messenger RNA, 4581 nt
Organism: Botrytis byssoidea
Lineage: Eukaryota; Fungi; Ascomycota; Leotiomycetes; Helotiales; Sclerotiniaceae
Exons: 4
Coding region: 1-4581 (1526 amino acids)
Biological process (GO): intra-Golgi vesicle-mediated transport; early endosome to Golgi transport
Cellular component (GO): TRAPPII protein complex
Source: RefSeq, a predicted model, not a curated record
AUGGAACAACCAUCGUCAAGCUCAAAGGUUACAGUGGAAUAUUUCGACCCUGAUAAUGUAUAUCCACUCUUAUCGCCAGGACUUCUACCUCGACUUCCUCUACGAAACUUACACUGGGAAUCACACGCUGGUCCGCUCCGUUCCAUAUCCUCCCUUCAUGUCGACCUCAUCAAACACAAUCCAGACUCCGGACUAAGCGCACCAUCAGUGCCCCUUAAUUCGAGUGCAUCCGAUCUCUCAAGGGUGAGAAGUACAGACUCUGGCAUCAGCGCAGAUGAUGGAUUUCGCACACAGGCAAUUGGCCAAGCUGCCGACAGGCCCCCUGCACUCUCCCGAUCCAGUACGAACUCGGCCGUGAAGGGCCGCAGACACCAAAUUCCCGGAUUAAGACAGACACCGUACUUGAAGAUUCUAUUUCUGCGGUGUGAUGAUAAUGAUACAUACAAGUCUCAGGGUCGGAAGCAGGUUCGAGAGUGGAUAAAGGAGCACACUCCAUCAUCAACAAGCAAAUCCACUUCACAGGAAAACCACGACAAUUUUGAAUUCCUUAUUGUUCAUGUAAUCGUUCCGAAUACUGCAGCGGCUACUCAGCCUCCUACGAGUGGGAAAAGUGCAGAUGGUAGUUCUGGAUCUACAAGUGAGAAAUCUACGGCACGUUGGAGAGGCGGUGGAUCAUCUACCAUUCUCGAGAAAUUGAGAGCAGACUUCAAUGGCUCAACGAAGUCUGGUGUUGAUCGGAUUGCUCAAAUUCGCAUUGGCAUCAACGAUGUUCCUUAUAACAUGCUUCCUCGUGUUGUACCGGCGAUCCCUGGAUCCUAUACGGAAACACCACAAGAAAAUGAGAAUGCCUGGAUUGAUCUGAUUUCGAAGCUCAAAUUCUUGAUAUUGCAGUCAUUUGACAUGCGGGUAACUCAAUAUGAAGAGAACAUUCGGGAAAAGGAUAGUCAAAGAACUUUGCCUGGCUGGAACUUCUGUACAUUUUUUGUACUCAAAGAGGGUCUGGCAAGAGGAUUUGAGAGCGUUGGUUUGAUCGAAGAUGCCUUGGUGGGGUAUGAUGAGCUUUCCAUUGGCUUGGACACAAUUGUUAGAGACCAAGCUGCUGCAGAGCCUGGCAUUCAGCACGGCGGCUCUUUCUUGCCUUACACCGAAGAACUUAAAGUGCAGGCAGAGCGGGCUAGAGAGGCAAUUCUGAAAGACAUAGGCUUGGAGGGCGCAGGAUCAGACUCAGAGGAACCGAUUGAUCUGCAGUCCACGGGUGGUACUUCCGAGGAGGAGGAUGAGAUCACCAUUGACGCAUCGAGGAAAAGGUAUCGGGAACUCAUUCUUGCGAACGAUGUUUCAAUAUUUGAUUUUCGGUGCUAUUUAUUUGCUCGUCAAUUAACUCUCUUACUGCGAUUGGCAAAUGCAUGGUUUACACAAGAAGAAUUACUCGCAAAGCUCAAAGAACAACGAGAAUCAAGUUUACUUGGAGUAGCUGCUAGACUUCCAGCUUCACAACCUUCAGAUGACACUGAAAAUCUUGCUGUGCUUGGUGAAGUCUGUAAGCGAGCAAUGGAUUUUAUCGGUGCUAUAUCAAAUAUCAUGCGUGAGGAUAUCUGGAGUGCUUAUUUCCAUUCUCAAAAAGAGAUUUCCUACGAGAAGGCAAAAUCGGAUUUUAAAUCAGAUCCCGUGAUGAAUCAAGUAAUUGAAAAUGUUGUUUCCUCCUUCACAUUUUCUCUUGCUCAGCAGAUACUUGCACAGACUUCUACAAAAGCAUUGCCUAUCCCAGCUUCGACACUGGCACCUCCCGGCGGCGGAGCGGAGCCCAAAUCCUCAAUCCCCGAACCUAAAACAAUGAUGCAUCCUGCUAGGACGACUUCUCUUGCCCUCCGAUCAUCGUCUCGAGAGCCUCCAAGUCCCGGAUUGUUUCCUAGUGGUCGAAGAGCCAGCGUACCUGGUCCUGGUGCGAGUUCGUCGGCCUUCCUCAAAAACGGGUUAGAGGACCUUGCUGCUCACCGAGCCGAACUCUAUUUGCUCUCUCGGAGUGUUCUAGAACAUAUUGGUAAACAGCGUGGAUGGACUGCCGGCUGGGAAGAUGUGAAUAAGCAUCAAAGUGAGGAUAUGGAAGUCAUGGAGGAGGUUAACCUUGAUGAAGAAACGCCAUCAAACAAAGACCAGACAACUUCUCCAAUUCAAUUUUCGCCUUCGCUAAACGGCAUUGACAGCAAGUUGCUUCGGACAGCACUAGACAACAAGGCCGAUUUUUAUCGUCUCUACGAAACUCUUACUGAUAAAGCACUCCGGCAUUAUACCGUAGCAAAUCGCAUUCAGUCUGUACAGACUAGCAUCGCAGAUCUGGCUAUUCUCAAAUAUCAUCUGGGGGACUAUGCUGCUGCUGCCUCCUAUUUUUAUCGCAUUACUCCUUUUUACGGGGAUGCUUCAUGGACACAAGUCGAAGUGUCGCUAUUAGUAAUGUACGCUAAGUGCCUCAAAGAGUUAAGUCGUAACGAUGAAUAUGUCAAAGUCGUAUUGAAGCUUCUUGCGAGAGUGGCCAUGAUGGAGAAAGACAGACUUACCAGAAAAUCAGCUUUCAAGAUCGGCCAAAUGAGUACGUUUGACGAAGGAGAUAUUAUUCUCAGUGACAAAUACCUGAAUGAAUUGUUGCUGAUAACACCAACCUUGUCCCGUGAUGUUCACGUCCCACUGCAGGAUUAUUUUAGUAAGAUUGAAGUAGACGGAACUCCUCAAUAUCAUUCUGGUCAGGAUAGUUUCGGCUUACAGCUUCGACUUCAAUAUUUGCUAAAGGAAGACUUGAACGUCGAUAAGGCCCGAGUAAGGGUUAUUCCGUUAUUGGGCGGCCCUGGCCGGGAAAUUUGGCUCGAAACAAAUGAUGCACGUUUAUACAAAAAAGGGUGGAAUGAACUAUACGUUCAGAGUAAUAUCAUAAUCCCUGGCUCUUAUCAAGUUACACAUGUCAUUCUCCACAGUAGCAAAAUUAUCAUGGAGUAUUCACACGACAGUAUUGGACAUCUAUCUACAAGAGGAAGCGGUUUCUUCAAAUGUCCGAAACUACUCCUUUACCACCGCGCAGAAGCCUUCAACGCCAAACUCUUUUCCUCUAGAUGCAUGCAUCUAGACCAAAAUCGGUCUUUAGAAAUUGAGCUAUCGUCUGGGUGGAAUGAUGUCAGAAAUGGCCAACUUCAAAUUCGUGCGGCAACAGCUGGGCUGCGGCUUCAAACGAGUGAGGUGGCGAUUAUCGACGGACAACUCGACAUUUCCAAAAAGAAAGAGGCAGGGGUUGUUCACUUUGGUGCGAUGGAAGCCGAGAGCAUUGCAAGAAUACGAGUGCCGUUCAAUCUCGAACACGAGGUGAACGAGGUCACACUUCGACUUGAAAUAUCGUACACAACGAAAGAUGGAGACUUUUUCUUUGCUACCACUUCUUCGGUAUCAAUCAUGCUCCCAUUGGGUGUCAAUGUCCAGGACGUAUUCAAGCAUAAAGCAUUGUUUUCAAAAUUCACCAUCUCAACAUCCACAAAUAGCCCACUUAGACUCCUUAGUUCUAAGUUGGAAAAGUCCGAAAUAUUUGAGGCGCAUUCUGGACUUGGCCUAACACGACCUCUCACCAUAUUUCCUCGUCAACCAGCGUCUCUACUGUACAAAAUCACAAAGACCGAUUCACCUUCUUCCCCAAUUACUCGACGGAAGUCUCACAGGCCGAGAACUUUAUCUCUCAUCUUACAUUAUAUCUGUCUUGAUGAAGAGGUUUAUGAUGUUGUGGCUCAAGUUCUGGGAGACUUUCUCAGGAGCAACUCCUUGCGACCAUACACUCGCCUGAUUGUACCUGUUGUCCUUUCGGAACUUCGAUCAAAUUUCUCGCCAUACGAUUUUGAGAGGGCCGCCAUUCUUGGUGAGAUACCUACUUCAGCUAUCCUCAACAUCAGAUGGCAUGACCAUUUUUCGGGACUGGGAAAUUCUAUUGAACAAGACCAAGACACUGCUCUGCUCAUUUGCAACAUACUUCAGGAAUGGCAGAAGCAAAAUCCCGUGAUCCCUUUACCGCUCCUAUCCGUCGACGGGGCUGCAAUCUCAAAAAGCCGAUCGAUUGUAAUCCCCGUGGAUGUCCCUUCGGUGAUGGUGGUGCAUACUGCUGACCUACGGCUACUUCAAACAGCAUCAGUAGCUUCUAGUAGUGCUGUAGCAGCAGCAAACGAGCCAAUACCAGCAUCGUUGCACCUUAUAUCAACGAGGAACUGGGAUACUGCAUCUCAUGAUGAUGCUACAAGCCCAGGGGAAGAUAUAGAAUUUGUAUACGAGGUCACGGGUCCGUCAGAUACAUGGCUUAUUGGUGGUAGGCGAAAAGGUCACUUCAAAGUCCCUAGAGCUGUAGAUGGAGGGAAUCAUAAAUUGGCUUUCCCUAUCGUGCUGAUCCCUCUUCGGGAGGGGUUUUUACAAUACCCUACUAUAGAGAUCAAACCACUUCCUGCUACAAGAAGUAUCAGGCCAGGAUCAUCGGGCGGUGGAGAGGAAGGCGUGAAGAAUAAAUCACGGCCUGUAACUUGCGAAACUGACUUGGACCGCAGGGCGGAGCUUGGUUGCUAG